Molecule: messenger RNA, 795 nt
Organism: Rotaria sp. Silwood2
Lineage: Eukaryota; Metazoa; Rotifera; Eurotatoria; Philodinida; Philodinidae
Source: the annotation of a GenBank genome assembly
AUGGAACUUAAGUCAUAUGAUAGUACAAUUCUACCUCUUCUUCGUCGUAUGUCAUAUCUCGAAAAAUUAACCUUAUAUCUUCGUAUAAAAGAUCGAGAUAGAUUCAUUGAUGGUACUCAUCUUGAAAAUGAAAUCCUUGUUUAUAUGCCACAACUUCAUUCAUUCACUUUCUAUAUUUGUACUUAUAUCGAUACUGUUGGUUUAAUACAUAAUUUAUCUAGUGAAGAUAUUCAACGAACAUUUAUUAAUAUUGGACAACACCAUGUAGCUAGUAUCGUCAAUUAUAUUAAUGACACACAAAUUGUAUGUUCGAUCUUUUCAAUUCCUUUUACAUUUGAUCGUCUUGAAGAUAUUGGUAAUAUAUUUCCAAAUAUUACAUUUAGUUGUGUUACAUAUUUAUUAGUACAAGAUGUGGUUCCAUUCAAUCAUGAAUUCUUCGUUCGAGUUGUUCGAGCUUUUCCAUUACUAAAGACUUUUCGUAUUUUCAAUUGUGAAUCACAAUCAUUAUGUAAUAUUAAUAGUAGUGAAUCAUAUGAAAUUGCUAAAUAUCCUUACCUUACCUAUCUUGACAUGUUAGGCGCAGAUAUUAAUUAUAUUGAACAAUUUUUAAAUGAAAAAAAGACAUAUGUACCACAUUUAACCAAAUUAAAAGUCGUUUAUAAUAGUUUAAGAAUUGUGACAAAUAAUUUUACAAGAGAAGAAACACGAUAUAAUUGCGCUAAAAUCAAACGAUUACUUAUGGUAAUACCGCUGGUACAUUCAAAAGACUUCUAUUAUUAUUUUCCUUUGUUGUAA